AUGAAAAAAAAAAAAACAAAGAAACCAAAAAGAAGGGACGCGGAACCAAAGACGGAAAAUAUUUGUUUAUGGAUAAGAACAUACACGGAAAAAAAAACGGACGAGAGAUUCCACCACUACAACCAUUAGUAUCAUUCGACGUCAUAGCUUGUUGCCCUUAUCACGAAAAUAUGAGUAUCGAAGUAAUCAGCAACUCUCAAAAUACCGAGGCUCCUUUUUCGCAAGAGUUCAUUAUCAAUUUUAUCAAAGAGAACGUUGACGUGCCUUCUAAGCAAUUGAUAACCAAAAUUGCUGAAUGUUUGAAGGAGAAAUCGUCCAUGCAUAAAUUCUUUGUACAAUCAACUAGUUUACAAAAUAAAGACGACUUGAAUGAUUUGCAAAUACAAUCAGACUUUGCUGCCCUCUGGGAUACCAAAAAGGACGGAUGCUUGUCUAUACAGUAUGGAAUGAAUAAUGAGAUAUUGAUUAUUACUAUUUACUGGAUAUCUAUUUAA
Messenger RNA from Candida albicans SC5314, 494 nucleotides. RefSeq lists its product as uncharacterized. The transcript has a single exon. NCBI's taxonomy places the organism in Eukaryota, Fungi, Ascomycota, Pichiomycetes, Serinales, Debaryomycetaceae. The annotation marks the transcript as partial. The record is from RefSeq and is a predicted model, not a curated record.